UGCAUCAGUAUCGUUGCUUCUCCUAUUUACUUCUAUGAUGUUACUGGCCAGUAACAUGUUCGCGACGCUGCUGGUGCUGAGCGCGCUGGCAUCAGGCGCACGCGCAGACUGCGACGCCUGCAUCGCGGGUCGCUGCCAUACCCGCAGACCCAUCCUCUCGGGAUUCCCCGUCACUGGCCAGAUGGCAAUUGACCGCACGGAUAAUAUACUCUAUCUACAGAUUAACUCAAAACAGAAUAUCGCCAUCUUUUUGGACGAUCUGCAGCACCGACUGGUUAACAUGAUGAGCAUAACAGGAAUGGACUUCGACCAACCGUCCCACACUUUGUAUAUGCUUACAGAAGAUGGAACAUUCUAUAAGUAUUAUGUAGCUAGAAAUACAACGGUCGGUGGGCUACAGCUAAACGAAGGCAUGCGCCCUAAUAUUAUAAGGUAUUUUACUGAUGAUAAACUGGUUUAUUUUGAAGGGUAUGCAAAUAAUACUAGUACAUUUCAUUAUGUUGCAAUGAAUAUAUUUGAUUGGCAUUUUACUUUUUCAGUAAAUUACUCAAUUAACGACUUUAUCACUGAUGGCAGUUAUAUAUUUUUCGUUUCUAAUAAUACGCUGUAUGUAUGUGAUAAUCAAGUUUAUUCUGGAGCUUACCCACCCAAUCCACCCAGACGACUACUAAGCAAGAAACACAUAGCAAUAUCGUCAAUAUACCAUUAUGUUGAUGAAGACCGUUUUAACGAAUGGAUAUACAUUGGUUCUACCACUGAAAAACUUAUAUAUAAACUGAAUAAAAAUACGCAAGAACUAAUUAUACACGCUGGUUAUAAAUCGGGUGCAGUGCAGGAUUUUCUGAUCGGGAAGGAUGGUCUUAUAGUUUUCCGCGACGUGGACGGCAGCGUCGUACAGUGGGUGCCAUCACUGCCGUCUCAAGAUCGUAGUUGCGUCAUUGAACCCCCGCACGAGAACUUCUUCGUCAGAGAGACGUGUGUUUUGUGAUCGAAAUUUUUUAAUAUCCGUAUUUUAUAAAAAUAGAUAAUUAUGUAAAAAAUAUUAAUAAAACACACACAUACACACUCAUAA
Cydia pomonella (codling moth) is the source of this 1072-nucleotide messenger RNA. RefSeq lists its product as uncharacterized. The transcript is spliced from 2 exons. Lineage: Eukaryota; Metazoa; Arthropoda; Insecta; Lepidoptera; Tortricidae. Bases 35 to 988 code for a protein of 317 amino acids. The record is from RefSeq and is a predicted model, not a curated record.